UGCUGUCAAGACAUUCCAGUUCUGAGACUGAACCAGAUUGCAAUCCUGCAGCUCUCCCUUAAGAACAGGUACAGUACAUACAAUAUUCCAAGGUUCCUAGUGUAUGCCGAUGCACACAGUACACUCAGCUCUCGGGGGCUACAGAGAAGAAGGUUUCCUCAGCAGCUGGAGAAUCUGGCAGCACCACCUUAAACCACUGGCUGCUGAAGUUUUAUGAAAUAGCAAAUUACAGUGGAGUUGGAAUGGCUGAUUACAAUUUUACAUAUGAAGACAUUGAAGAGCUUUGUGAGACAGAAAAUAACCACAAAGUGGAACAGAUUGUUAGACCAUAUGUGCAUUCUGCCAUUUGCAUCGCAGGUCUGCUGGGAAACAUCCUGGUAAUCAUCACAUACGCCUUUUACAAGAGGGCUAAGUCCAUGACAGAUGUAUACCUGCUCAAUGUGGCCCUCUCCGAUGUACUGUUUGCAGUGGCUCUCCCAUUGAUCAUCUACAAUGAAGAGUAUAACUGGUCCAUGGGCAGGUGGGCUUGCAAACUGCUACGUGGCAUCUACAGCGUCAACCUUUACAGCGGGAUGUUGCUGCUGGCCUGCAUCAGCGCCGACCGUUACAUUGCUAUCGUCCAGGCCCGGAGGUCUUUCAGGAUGCGCUCGAGGGUCCUGGUCUACAGCCGGGUCAUCUGCAUCGCUGUCUGGGUGCUAGCUCUCGGAUUGUCCAUCCCCACCUUCGUUUACUAUGAGACCUACCGUGAUAAGCACCUUGACUUUGACUACAAGCACAACUUCUCAGUGAUCAGUACUGACGUGGACACCUCAGGUGGCCAGAAAAUGUGCUACUUCUGGUUUGAGGAGGACGAUAUGGCACAGAUCAUGAAGGUCCUGGUCCCCAGCAUGCAAGUGGCUGUGGGCUUCUUUGUCCCCCUGCUGGUCAUGGGGUUCUGCUACUCCAGCAUUGUCGUCACGCUCCUCCGCGCCCGCAACUUCCAGAGGCACAAGGCGGUGCGCGUUGUCAUGGCCGUGGUGGUGGUUUUCAUCGCCUGUCAUCUGCCUUAUAACAUCAGCCUCCUGUACUACACAGUGGUCCUGUUUCAGCUGAGGGAGUGUGCUGAGGAGGACAAAUUGGCAAUGGUCCUGACCAUCACAGAGACCCUGGCCUACCUGCACAGCUGCCUCAACCCUGUGCUGUACGCCUUCAUCGGGGUCAAGUUCAGGAACCACUUCUGCAAGAUCCUGGAAGACCUGUGGUGCAUUGGAAAGAGGUACAUCUAUUCUAGGCGGUCUUCUCGAGUCACGUCCGAAUUCUACGUUUCCAGGAGGUCCACAGAAGGUUCCAUUAAUGAAAAUGCUUCCUCUUUUACCAUGUGACGUACGUCCUGAACAUGUAUGACCGUUGUGUAAUUGAUAAGUGUUCACACAAAUUUGAGUAUGCACUUACUUGAAGAUGCGUUAAGUUUAUUCCACUUUUUGGCCAGGAUUCAAUUUUGUAACAUUAGUCCAAAUUGCACAUGCAGUUAAAUGCAAGUUUUGCUUAUUUUAUCCACAAAUAGAUUUUGACUAAUUUAACUGGCCAUCUGUUUGUGAGGGGAAAAUCUCAUUGAGAUGAAGGAAAAAUUAACUGUACUUGAAUCAAUCUGUAUGUUGUGUGAUUUUUAUAAUCUCUUUGCUUGGUUAUCUGGUCUUCCAAUUUUCCAUUGUUAUCCCAUCAAGCAUUUCACCAGCAACAUCACAUAUCAAUGCCUUUGCAAUGGCAUAUGAGAGCUUGAACCAGGGAAACAUCUCUUGCAAGGAUAAAACUGUUUAAAAGAACAUUGUCAGAGCUAAUUAAUCGACAGAGGAAAUGUAUUCACACAUAUCCAGAUCAUAAAUAAAAACUAUAGAUAAUAACAAGUGCCUGAGAGCAUAAAUGACAUUGCCUUUCUGAAUUAAAGUGCAUUUCAUAGUAUCAUGUUUUUGCCUUUUGUAUUAUUGUGUGCAGCCUAUAAAAAUAUGUGUACAUUCCUAUGCUGUGCAUAUACAUUUGAACAGUGUGUGUUCAAAAGUUAUGCAUUCUCUGUGAACUAUUUAUGUCAGUUUGGUUGCAGAUAGAGUUAAUGAAGUGUUGUUUAUAUUAAAGCAUGAAAUUACAGUAUGUAUGUCCCAUAUUUCUCAAUGCUAUUUGCUGCUUGAAAAAUUUAUUGCAUUUCAUUGGUAUCCAUUUGUUAAAUAACAAAUCUGCAUUACCUAGCUAUGAUUAUUUAUUGUUAUAUCAAUUUUGCAGAUUCAUGCAAUAGGCUUUAUCUUUGAUAAAAAUAUAUUUUUGCUUCUUUACAGUUACAAAAAAUAUAAUUUAUGAAUUGCUAUAACAUAACCAAGCAUUCAUAAUUGGAUCCAUUCAAGGCUUAGAUGUUUCAUAUGCCAGCCAAACUGUGUAAAAAAUGUACUGAUGAUAUGCUGUAUACAAUAUUCGGAUGUAUUUGAUAAAUUAAAGAUAUCUAUGUAUAUAUGACACAGCCUUUUGAAAAUAUAACUUAAAUAUUUUGAUAUAUUUUGAUAUGCUUGUAAACAUUUGUUCUGCUUAAUAAAUGUUACUUUUAAAUGUUUAAA
This is a messenger RNA of Conger conger (European conger), 2579 nucleotides long. It is a transcript of the gene ccr6a, whose product is annotated as chemokine (C-C motif) receptor 6a. The record is from RefSeq and is a predicted model, not a curated record. The transcript has 2 exons. Gene Ontology annotation, molecular function: C-C chemokine receptor activity. NCBI's taxonomy places the organism in Eukaryota, Metazoa, Chordata, Actinopteri, Anguilliformes, Congridae. Gene Ontology annotation, biological process: G protein-coupled receptor signaling pathway; immune response; chemotaxis. Gene Ontology annotation, cellular component: membrane. The coding region runs from base 243 to 1361 and encodes 372 amino acids.